Poecilia latipinna (sailfin molly) is the source of this 1075-nucleotide messenger RNA. RefSeq names its product serine/arginine-rich splicing factor 1. Gene Ontology annotation, molecular function: mRNA binding. NCBI's taxonomy places the organism in Eukaryota, Metazoa, Chordata, Actinopteri, Cyprinodontiformes, Poeciliidae. The record is from RefSeq and is a predicted model, not a curated record. Gene Ontology annotation, cellular component: cytoplasm; nucleus. Bases 231 to 983 code for a protein of 250 amino acids. The transcript is spliced from 3 exons.
UCACUAAAGAAGCACUGAGAAGUGAUCCUCACUUUUUAAGACAUUUGUCUUUUCAAGAGAUAUUAGGCGCGAUAUUAGGUUUUUCUACACAUUUUUCUGAUUAGUUUCUCUUUCCAUAUCCUUGAUUUUAGAGUCACUAGGUUUUCUAGGUGUUUUUGGACGCCAUAGUUUUGAAGCCUGCAAACAACCCGCCGUCCGUAGUUUUUUUUUUUUUAAAGUUAGCAGCAGCCAUGUCGGGUGUUGUGCGAGGCCCCGCUGGGAACAAUGAUUGCCGAAUUUACGUGGGGAAUCUCCCGCCGGAUAUUCGCACCAAAGAUGUGGAGGACGUGUUCUACAAGUACGGAACGAUCCGAGAUAUCGACCUAAAGAACCGCAGAGGAGGUCCGCCGUUCGCCUUCAUCGAGUUCGAAGACCCGAGGGACGCCGACGACGCGGUCUACGGACGUGAUGGGUACGACUACGACGGCUACAGACUGCGGGUGGAGUUCCCACGGAGCGGCAGAGGCUCCAGAGGCGGGUAUGGGGGCAUCGGUGGAGCACCCAGGGGGAGAUAUGGACCUCCAUCCAGGCGCUCAGAGUACCGGGUCGUUGUGUCAGGUCUUCCUCAGAGCGGCAGCUGGCAGGACCUGAAGGACCACAUGCGCGAGGCGGGCGACGUGUGCUACGCCGACGUUUACAGGGACGGAACCGGAGUUGUAGAGUUUGUGCGCAAAGAGGACAUGACCUAUGCCGUCCGAAAGCUGGACAACACCAAAUUCCGCUCCCAUGAGGUAUGUGUACGGGGUUUUGAUGAUCUGUCAUGGAUAUUGAUGAUUCUUUGCCGCGUCGCGGUGAGUAUUGUAACGAAGUGUUCCUUUAGUCGCACGCCGACACCCAGCCCUUAUCGUUGCCCGUCUGUAACUUCGGCCAGAGGCAGGAAUGUUGCCUUUUCAAUGUCAAGUUCUCUUGUGUCCGCCAGGGAGAGACUGCUUACAUUCGUGUGAAAUUAGACGGUCCCCGCAGCCCGAGUUACGGACGAUCACGCUCCCGCAGCCGUGGCAGCAGAAGCCGGAGCCGCAGUCGCAGCGCCAGCCGC